Messenger RNA from Cololabis saira (Pacific saury), 3045 nucleotides. Its product is annotated as histone-binding protein RBBP4-like. Lineage: Eukaryota; Metazoa; Chordata; Actinopteri; Beloniformes; Belonidae. Gene Ontology annotation, molecular function: histone binding. Gene Ontology annotation, biological process: regulation of gene expression. The transcript is spliced from 12 exons. The record is from RefSeq and is a predicted model, not a curated record. The coding region runs from base 143 to 1420 and encodes 425 amino acids. Gene Ontology annotation, cellular component: ESC/E(Z) complex; NuRD complex; nucleus.
AAUGCGCUCUGGUCUCGGUUAGCCAGCCCCGCUUAGCUUAGCCUCGCUCUCAUGGUCGGACCCGCCACGGGACUGUGAGGAGACGUGUCGCUCGCUUCAGCUGGAGUCCGACUUCCCGGUGACUUACCGAAGAUAACGCGCAAUGGCAGACAAGGAGGCCGGCCCAUAUGAUGAUGCGGUGGAAGAGAGGGUUAUCAACGAGGAGUACAAGAUCUGGAAGAAAAACACCCCUUUUCUGUAUGACCUGGUUAUGACCCAUGCUUUAGAGUGGCCCAGUCUCACUGCUCAGUGGCUGCCUGACGUUUCUCGACCAGAGGGGAAGGAUUACAGCGUGCACCGAUUGGUGUUAGGCACUCACACGUCUGAUGAGCAGAAUCACUUGAUUAUUGCAAGCGUCCAGCUUCCCAAUGAUGACGCCCAGUUUGAUGCUUCGCAUUAUGACAGUGAAAAAGGAGAAUUUGGAGGCUUUGGCUCAGUAAGUGGGAAGAUUGAGAUAGAUAUCAAGAUCAACCAUGAAGGAGAAGUGAACCGUGCUCGAUACAUGCCCCAGAACCCCUGUAUCAUUGCCACUAAGACCCCCACCUCAGAUGUGCUGGUGUUUGAUUAUACCAAGCAUCCUUCCAAGCCAGAGGUUUCUACAGAAUGUCGCCCAGAUUUGCGACUCAGAGGCCAUCAGAAAGAAGGCUAUGGUCUGUCCUGGAAUUCAAACAUGUCAGGCUUUCUGCUUAGCGCAUCAGAUGACCAUACGAUCUGUCUGUGGGACAUCAGUGGUGUGCCUAAGGAGAGUAAGAUAGUUGAUGCGAAGACUAUCUUCACUGGUCACACUGCUGUGGUGGAAGAUGUCUCAUGGCACCUGCUUCACGAGUCACUCUUUGGAUCUGUAGCAGACGACCAAAAGCUUAUGAUUUGGGAUACCCGCUCCAACAAUACCUCCAAACCUAGUCAUGCAGUAGAUGCCCACACAGCAGAGGUCAACUGUUUGUCGUUUAACCCUUACAGUGAGUUCAUUCUUGCCACUGGCUCAGCAGACAAGACUGUAGCUCUUUGGGACCUGAGAAAUCUGAAACUGAAGCUACAUUCCUUUGAGUCACACAAAGAUGAGAUCUUCCAGGUUCAGUGGUCACCACAUAAUGAAACGAUUCUAGCAUCCAGUGGCACAGACUGUCGCCUCAAUGUCUGGGACCUCAGCAAAAUUGGAGAAGAGCAGUCACCUGAGGAUGCAGAAGAUGGUCCACCUGAGCUCUUGUUCAUUCAUGGAGGCCACACAGCCAAGAUAUCUGACUUCUCUUGGAACCCCAAUGAGCCUUGGGUCAUCUGCUCUGUGUCUGAAGAUAACAUCAUGCAAGUCUGGCAGAUGGCUGAGAACAUUUACAACGAUGAAGAACCUGAAGGCACAACAGACCCUGAAGCUACAGCGUAACUAUCAUCGUGCAUUUUCCCAAAACCUCAUCACAAAAGGCGCGUUUCCACUAGCGGGAGUCCAGGGUAAACCCGCCAGACAGUGAACCUCCAACAGGGCUGACUGGCUCUCGGCCAGUGUGUCUCCAUUACACUGUAGCGUCACACUGAAAAAAAACCCUGAUGUUGCAACCCGUAUCGAACCAAGGACCCACUUUAAUGUGUCAGCUGAAGAGUCCGACCAUCAAUCAAGCGGAGCAGCUUCGUCGCACUAAACAUUUUGACAGAUUUUUGAGCGCAGCGUACCACAUAAAAUGGGUUCGAGAUCAGUAAGCACAACAAAAUUCAAACAUCACGCGCACCAGGUUAUAGGGCCUACUCCCGAUAUUUGAGAAAAUUUAAGGAUGUUAGGUGCGCCUUAAGCCUGAAUUAUGGUUCUGCGUCAAACCAACGCAGAGCACACGCCGUCACCGUGACGCCGUCAUGAAUCCUUCGGACUUCUCCGUCACUCAAUUUCACCGCGGUGCAGUACCCCCCCGUGACCGCUAAUUCACGAUCUUUUCCUGAAUGGUUUAUCCGACCUUUUCCGGUUACAGUGAAUCAAAGAGAUAAGGACAACUAUUGUGCAAAAAACCAAAACAAAAAAAAUCACACAUACACAAAGAAAAGAGUGCUGAAAGUUCACGACUGCUUCAAGCCGGAAACCGGAAAUGCGUUGCUUCCAAGCGAACCAAUAACAGCCCUCUCCGUCUGCGUGUGGUCUGCGUCGCCUCGACGCGUAGUUACAAUUUUCGGGAGGUGCACGUCAGUGACGGCGUGUGGUACGCAUUGACGCGUACCACACGCCGUAGGCACGGCGUCGUUUUGACGCAGAACCAUAACUCAAGCUUAAUAGUGCAGAAAAUAUGGUAUGCAGAGAAGAACAAACAUGUCCACCAUAGAUGCUACUUGUGUUUUUUGACCACCCACCGUGGUCGUAAGAAUUGAGAUUCAAAGAAAAAAACCCCGCCGGAACUACAUUGGCGUGUUAUGGCAACAACACCUAACCCGACUCACCUGUCUUUCUGUCAUUUUUUUUUUUCAUCAAAUACAUCCGUAGCAAAAUAUUUCUGUUCCAAAGGGUUCAAAUGAGUUGUGGUCACAUGAUUUAUGUUUACGUGAGAGUGCCGAACGUAAUUUUUCAAAAAUCCCAAUUGGCAGAGACCCUCCUCCAGGAGGUUCCUGUUGGCCAUCCUGAGCACCUCUUCUACUACAGGGACGUUUUUCGUCCCCGAAAGCCGCUUUUGCAGGCCUCCUCCUGGUAAUGGAGACACGCGGCAACAGUCCGACACGGAAAGAUGUACCCCGAACUCCUGCUAGUGGAAACUUGCCUAAAAAGUAAUCUCAGUAGUUUCAAGCUUCUUCUAACUUCGGUGUUCAUGUGUGGGAAACUGUUUGCUGCUAACUGUAAAUACUGGAGUGCGGUCAUGCUUUGCCCUGGUUUGUUUUGGAAAAGUAAGGAACUCCUUCAGUAACUUGCUGCCUAAAGAAUCUUGUCCAUGAUUUUUGCAGUGAACUUAAAAUAUAUAUUUUUGUAAUUAGAACUGUUCCUCCUUGUACAAUAAAUGUUUUACACAAGGCCUUUUCUCAAAUAAAUACAAUGUUCUU